CGUCGCUAUCACAUUCUUUUUCGCGAUGGCGCUAAAUAUUUAUAUCUUCUUUACGUUUAAGUAUGUGAACGAGGAAGGGGGUGAAGGAGGAGAGGUUAUUCGGAUGUCCGUUGACGACAAAGCCUUGGAGACAUUUGGGAUGUUGGUGCCACUUAUUUUUGGUACCUUCCUACCAUUUGCCAUCAUUGUAUUCUGUAAUAUCUGGAUUAUCUAUACCCUUCACGCGGCGUCCAGGAAGAGUGUGGCAAUGGGAGUUGGCCAGGACGGGCAGAAAUCCAGAGAGAAGGAGGCCCGUUAUCUCACCAAGAUGCUCAUCAUAGUUUGUUUUGCGUAUGUUGUCACAUCGAUCCCGUACAGACUACACGAUCUCCUCAUGGGAGUCCCGAGUAUUAGUGCCCAUUACGAUUUGAGCGACCCCUAUUGGAGGUUAAGGUACAGUGCGCAGAACUACAUCCUGCAUCACUUGUGGGAAUGGAACUAUGCAGUGAACUUUUACCUCUAUUGUAUCGGAGGGGGCAAGAGAUAUCGCCAGGACGUGCGAAUUAUACUGGAAAGGAUCAUGUUUUACCUCAGGAUGGAAAAGAAGGGAAAAGAUUAACAUCCAUCAGUAGUAGCGUAGUUGUGGUUUGGGAACUCUUAUCGGUUCCUGGCACCACCGUUCGGGGAUCCUUGCUUGACUACCAACAGCUAGGGUAGAAUGGGGUAUUUGUAGCCCCGGUUUAAUUGUAGCCCCUGCCUAUGAUAUUGAUUGAUAUCCCCAUGCAUCAAACAACGCAUGGUACACACAUAUAUACAUGUAUAUAAUAUAUAGGAUUUUCUAACUUGACGGCUUUAUCUUCGAAUCUCUUCUGAUCGAAUAUGAGUAACCAGGUCUUCCCAUGUUGUGUAGUGUUCCAAGGUUGCGUCACGAUGUAGCACACGACGCGCGUGGCCGACAUCCUCGGUUGCGUUAACCACUCUAUGCCGCUGCAGGAAUCUGGAAUGCCAAAGUGUUACGAAUUCCUUCUGUGGUGUAGCCUAAACAGACCGAAAAGCAAGGUUUACUUCUUUGCAGAUGACCAAAGCGAGCCGGUUCAUUUAUUCUACUGGGUGUAAACCUGCCUUCAUCAUCUGGAUAAACAACCAUCUUGACACGGUGGGUGGAGCCGUGUUAGGAUUUGAAGUACCUCAGGUGAAAGGAUAAUGCGGCUUCUAUCAUUGUGAAAAUGUUGAUCAUAAUUCGAAGACGUUGGUUGUCGAAUGUCAGAACGUCAGUCUCAAUAUUUUGUCCGAUCAUCGAGUUAGUGCUGGAUGUGAUGAAGACACAUUUUUAAAAAAUGGAUCGCUGAUGCAUUAUUGCGCUAGUUUGGGCGAUGUGGUAGCACUGAGGUGAUGUUGAGCUUGCACGGUGAAAUUUAACUCCAGGGGCAGUCCUAUCGUCAUCCUAUAUUCGGCAGUCGUGUUGGAGAGGGACGAGGCCGAUGUAACAGUAACAAAUGCCCCCCCUGGAAAAAGUGUCCGGCCCUAUUGUAUUCUGCAAUAUGGUUCUAUAGAGAACCUGACCGUCAAUAGCUCAGAGAUUGAAGCGCAUAAUAGAAUCAUUUGUUUCCCGGGCAUUCUAUCCUAGGACAUUUUAAACUUCUUCACCGGCCGGCCCACUCUGCGUCCGGAAUGUGCGUAAAGUUGGAUUUUUUAUGAAUAGGGAUUGGUAAGAAGA
Molecule: messenger RNA, 1696 nt
Organism: Lineus longissimus
Lineage: Eukaryota; Metazoa; Nemertea; Pilidiophora; Heteronemertea; Lineidae
Exons: 2
Coding region: 26-598 (190 amino acids)
Biological process (GO): G protein-coupled receptor signaling pathway
Cellular component (GO): plasma membrane
Molecular function (GO): G protein-coupled receptor activity
Source: RefSeq, a predicted model, not a curated record